Molecule: messenger RNA, 456 nt
Organism: Mollisia scopiformis
Lineage: Eukaryota; Fungi; Ascomycota; Leotiomycetes; Helotiales; Mollisiaceae
Exons: 3
Coding region: 141-389 (82 amino acids)
Source: RefSeq, a predicted model, not a curated record
CAUUCAUUGUCUUGACUGUACAACUCUAUAUGAACGUUAAAUCUCUUGUCUCUUUCACUUCGAGACCUUUCAGAAACUUAACCAUAUUCAAGAAUCAACUACCUCAAUACAAAGCUUUCAGUACCCAUACAAUAUCCAAUAUGCCUCUCGUUGUCCCCGGUAUCAACUCAGGUGGAGAUAACUCCAAGACGGAAGAGUGGAUGAACAAGCUGGUUGGCAAGAAGUUGACUGAUGGUCCAUCCGAUGCUACGUCAUUCGCCAAACAAGAUCUCCCCAAGGAGACUCGAGUUAUUGAGCCCGGAUCGAUGGUCACCAAGGAUUUCAAUGAGAACAGAUUGAAUGUUCAUCUCAAGGAGGAUGGAACUGUCUCACAUGUUGAUCACCAAUAGAGAUGCUGCUUAUCAUGCUCUCUCCUCGUACCAAUGAAUGAAUCAAUGACUUUAUGAGAUAUUCACC